UUUGUUGACGACGUUUUGACGACAACUUCGUUAGAGACGAGCGCUUAGCGCGGUAAAAGUAAAUACUAGAUGUUUGUUUGAAAGUUUCUGAAAGACAAAUACCCAACAGUUUUACACUGUAACAAGAUAUAGAUAUUCUCUAACAGUCUUCAGUGAAUUUUCCUCAAGAAAAAUGCUAUGGCUUCCUCCUAUCGAAAGGCUGCAUUAUCUACAACAUCAAGAAAGAAAACUGGUCCUAAACCUGAGCUUACUGAUGAACAAAAGCAAGAGAUAAGAGAGGCAUUUGAUUUAUUUGAUGCUGAUGGCUCGGGAACUAUUGAUGCCAAAGAACUAAAAGUUGCCAUGAGAGCACUAGGUUUUGAACCAAAGAAAGAAGAAAUUAAGAAAAUGAUUUCUGAUGUUGAUAAAGAUGGUUCUGGAACAAUUGACUUUAAUGAAUUCUUACAAAUGAUGACUGCAAAAAUGAGUGAAAAAGACUCAAAAGAAGAAAUAUUAAAAGCUUUCAGAUUGUUUGACGAUGACGAAACAGGCAAAAUUUCGUUUAAGAAUUUAAAGCGAGUAGCAAAAGAGCUUGGGGAGAACUUGACCGACGAAGAACUGCAGGAAAUGAUUGACGAAGCUGACAGAGAUGGUGAUGGGGAAAUAAACGAAGCCGAAUUUCUACGUAUUAUGAAGAAAACUAGUUUGUAUUGAUUUUAUCUUAUUUUUCUUUUCGUUCUCUGUGAAUAGUUCUGUUAAUAACUUCACAUGUCGCGUUUAUUAUAAAACGAUGGUUUGUAGUAAAUUAAUUGCUUUUGAAUUAUAUAGCAAUGUAUUUCAGUAUAAAUCAUAA
Messenger RNA from Xenia sp. Carnegie-2017, 832 nucleotides. Its product is annotated as caltractin. NCBI's taxonomy places the organism in Eukaryota, Metazoa, Cnidaria, Anthozoa, Malacalcyonacea, Xeniidae. Gene Ontology annotation, molecular function: calcium ion binding. Bases 178 to 693 code for a protein of 171 amino acids. The record is from RefSeq and is a predicted model, not a curated record. The transcript is spliced from 8 exons. Gene Ontology annotation, cellular component: centrosome; centriole. Gene Ontology annotation, biological process: centriole replication; mitotic cell cycle.